Molecule: messenger RNA, 1147 nt
Organism: Panicum hallii
Lineage: Eukaryota; Viridiplantae; Streptophyta; Magnoliopsida; Poales; Poaceae
Product: atherin-like
Exons: 5
Coding region: 55-792 (245 amino acids)
Source: RefSeq, a predicted model, not a curated record
UCGAAAGCCGAAGCGGAGCGGAGAGGCCAACCCCACCCCACCGGCAGCGGAGCCAUGGGGAGGCCACGAGCGACCCCCGCCGCCGCCUCCAGGCCGAGGCGCAACCCCAAGCCGAAGCAGGACCCCUCCUUCCUCUCCCCGCUCGCGUCGCCGGCGCCCGCGUCGCGCACCCGCACCCGCACCCGCAAGCGCCCCGUCCGUGGCGGCGCUUCCUCCCCCGCGUCGUCGUCCCCGGGCUCCUUCCCCGCCGACCUCGACAUCAGCUUCCUCUCCUCGCCGGGCUCCUCCGCCUCGCCCCCGAAGCCCAGGGCACGGGCCAAGCCCGCCGCGCGCUCGCCCCUCGUCGCCACCCCCCGCGUCGCCGCCGCCUCCCCUUCCCCUUCGCCCGCCGCGUCUCCCCAGCCCGCGCCGGCGGCUGGGGCGUCCAGCGUCGGAGACCUCAGGAGCGCCAUCGCCUCGCAGAUGGAGGACCUCAAGCGCCGCCUGGACGCGCUCCACUCCCGCGCGCAUGCCGACCUCGACGCGUCCUUCUCCCGCGUCUCCAAGCGAAUCAAGACCCAAAACCAGAGCUGUCAGCAACUAACAGAUGAAGUUGACAAGGAAUACAAGAAGAUGUCUGAUAAUAUAAAAGAAAGUUCUGAGAUUGUCAAGGCAAAGUUCAAGCAGAUCAUCGCAGAGGCACAGUCAUCCACGACUUGUGUGUGCAAGGUGACUAUCCCUGAGAUGAUAAAAUCUGUGGAGAAAGCUAUUGAUGGUCUGCGUAGCCGUUAUAAUAUCACAAUGCCAGCUUAGUUACCAGUUUAAGUUCUAUUCAUUACACUUCUGAAUAGCCUUCUUCACAUCAAUGGGACCGAUGAUCCUUGUGUUCAGGAUGGUGUGGUCGUUUUUUCGACAUUUGUAGAUAAUCAGUAGAGUGCAGGCAGCAUAGAAACAUCGGAUGGUAGUUCAUCAGCAUAGGAAAAAGCAUGUAAUAUCAGUAUCUUUAUCCAAUUUUCCCCCUCGACUUUGAGAAGUAUUCAGUCAGUUGCGAAGCAGCCCAUCGUAUGCUAAACUGUUGUCCCCCCUGUCAACACCAGCGUAAUGUAAUGCUUACUACUCCAUAGUUAUUUUCCUGAAGAUGAAGAUCGAGGAUGAGCUUUUCUAUGAC